Astyanax mexicanus (Mexican tetra) is the source of this 2444-nucleotide messenger RNA. It is a transcript of the gene prkag3b, whose product is annotated as protein kinase, AMP-activated, gamma 3b non-catalytic subunit. Lineage: Eukaryota; Metazoa; Chordata; Actinopteri; Characiformes; Acestrorhamphidae. The transcript has 13 exons. The coding region runs from base 1166 to 2080 and encodes 304 amino acids. The record is from RefSeq and is a predicted model, not a curated record.
AGUCUGCUUACAGAGACCAUGUGUUUCCUGCAUGUUUGUGGUUUGUGUACAUAGCAACUGCUUCAGCUGGUUCUUGAAAUACUCACUAGUCAGUAUUUUUAACAGUAUUUUGUUCAUCUGUAGCUUGUGCAUUAGUAGGUGUGCUGAAAAGUAUUUGAACAGUAAUAAUUUAUUCAUAAUUGGUUAUAGAGUUGUUUGCUUUACUUUCUAAUUCUUUACAGAAGUUUUUACAGGCUGGGAAUGUUGUUCACACUCUAGUGCUGAGUCAUGCUGAAAGAGAUAUCUGAACAGCAGAAGCAUAAAGCUGCAUAACCCAACAGGACACAGGAGGUAAAAAUAGCUACAUCCAUAAUGGCACAUUGAAAGUCUUUUACUACUAACAAAUGAAGCAGUCUUUCACGAGAAGAAUGAAGUAUAGUGACUUUUUGAGUCUUUCAAUUUAAGAAAUUAAAAUGUGUGGUUAGCAUUCGAUUAGUAUUCGAUAACUGUAUAUACUUUAAACUGCCCUGCCAGUUUACGUUAACUGCCGUAAUUUAUUAGCAAAUAAACAGUGGUAUUUUUGUGUAGGUCAGUUUGUAAAAAAGCUUUCAGUAUUGUUCAGAUCUUGAUGUAGACACAUGAAGAGAUAAUCUUCCUUGUUUGGAUAUUGUGGGUGUGAGAUUUAAUUCUGUUUGAAUUCUGUCUGGUUAUACAGUCUUCAGUAAGCCAAAACCAUUUCAGCACUCUGGAAGUGGGCCGUAACAUCAUUUUCCCAGCCAAAGUUAUUACAGCAGUUCCUGACUGGUAAUUUGAGCCCUGCAGCCCACCCUCUUUGCUAUGUACACACAGCCUCUAAUCUGUGACUCCUCUUCCCCUCCCCUUCCAGUCCCUCUGCAUGCCUAGAUCAUCUCCUGAUUUAGACCCUGCAACGCUACUCAGGGGGGGACUAGAGCACAGUUGGACCAUGGUUAUUAAAUGGCAGCGUAGUCAGUGAAGACUUCCUUCUGUACCCGUUACCCAGACUCAAUUCUGAGCCCCUGUUCACAGACAUGGACCCUGCCCUUGAGGUUCCCUUAAUGGAGGAUGAGGGACUUCUAAUGAAGAGUACAGCAGGGUUCUCCUCCGCUGCCUUUUUUCUACAGAACCUGCUCGAGAUCCUGAUACAGAUAUCUACACCAAGUUCUUCAUGAAGCACUGCUGCUACGAUGCCAUUCCAACCAGCUCCAAACUGCUCAUCUUGGAUACAACACUGAAGGUAAAGAAGGCGUUCUUUGCUUUAGUCGCUAAUGGAGUCAGAGCUGCUCCUUUAUGGGACCACAAGCAGCAGUGUUUCGUAGGAAUGCUUACCAUAACAGACUUCAUUAAUAUUCUCCACCGAUAUUACAAAUCACCAAUGGUUCAGAUCUAUGAGUUGGAAGAGCACAAGAUUGAAACAUGGAGAGAGAUCUUCCUUCAAUAUUCCAUCAACUCUCUGAUCAGCAUCACCCCUGAAUCCAGUCUCUUCGAUGCCGUUUACUCAUUACUGAAGAACAAGAUUCACAGGCUACCUGUCAUAGAUCCAGAAUCAGGAAAUGUUCUGCACAUUUUGACCCACAAGCGCAUCCUGAAAUUCCUUCACAUCUUUGGUUCCAUGAUUCCAAAGCCACGGUUCUUGCAGAAGAGAAUUGAGGAGGUUGAAAUUGGAACCUUCAAGGAGAUCGCCACAAUCCAGAAGACGGCCACGGUUUAUGAUGCAUUAUCAAUAUUUGUUGAGCGCAGAGUAUCAGCCCUGCCUGUUGUGAAUGAACAAGGGAAGGUGGUGGCACUGUAUUCCAGGUUUGAUGUCAUUAACCUGGCUGCUCAGAAAAAUUACAAUAACCUCAACAUGACCAUGCAAGAGGCAAUUGAGGGGCGUUUGUGCUGUGUUGAGGGAGUUCUAAAGUGUUACCCACAUGAGACCCUGGAGACCAUCAUUAAUCGCAUAGCUGAAGCAGAGGUUCACCGUCUGGUUUUAGUAAAUGAAGAGGAUCUGGUUAAGGGAAUUGUCUCGCUGUCUGAUUUGCUGCAGGCUUUGGUCCUGACUCCAGCAGAGAUCUCAUCCAAAGCAGACUAUGACCAUUAAGGAAAAUAUGCAUUGGAUCAUGGAUGAAGAUUUAAAUUGAAUAUACAUAAUCCAGACAUCUAUGUUUAGAUGUUUUAUGUUUUUUGAUUUUAAGCAUUUUUGUAUAGAUUUGUUUGUUACUAACUAUAAAAUAAAUGUCUGGUGUACUUGAAUGGCUACUUAAGAGAAGUCUGCAGUUGCUUCAUGUGUAUAAAAUGAAGGCCUUCCAGUUAGUUAUUUGCAGUAUUUGAUUACAUUGUACAAAUUUUACAUAUUCAUGGUCAGUAUUGUAUCUAUAGUAUUGCCAAUUAGUUUAUAUGUAAUUGUACACACAAACACAUUGUUAAAAUAUGUACUUAUAAUAAACAAUAUUGAUGUGUAUGAA